Xiphophorus hellerii (green swordtail) is the source of this 948-nucleotide messenger RNA. Its product is annotated as protein NLRC3-like. Lineage: Eukaryota; Metazoa; Chordata; Actinopteri; Cyprinodontiformes; Poeciliidae. The transcript has 3 exons. The record is from RefSeq and is a predicted model, not a curated record. The annotation marks the transcript as partial.
UUUAAAGUCCCACCUGGAAGAGGUCAACCAAUCAGAACAGUGAUGACCAUGGGAGUGGCUGGCAUUGGGAAAACACUGUUAACACAGAAGUUCACUCUGGACUGGGCUGAAGGCAAAACCAACCAGAACAUUGAUUUCAUAUUUCCAUUCACUUUCAGAGAGCUGAAUAUGUUGAAAGAAGAAAGGUUCAGCUUAUUAGGACUGAUUCAUAAAUUAUUUUCUAAAACCAAAGAAAUCAGCAGCUUUAAAACGUUCCAGGUUCUGUUCAUCUUUGAUGGUCUGGAUGAAAGUCGAUUUACUCUGGAUUUCAACAACAAUCCGAUCCUGACUGAUGUUACAGAGUCCAGCUCAGUGGAUGUUCUGGUGACAAACCUCAUCAGGAGGAAACUGCUUCCCUCUGCUCUCCUCUGGAUAACCACACGACCUGCAGCAGCCAAUCAGAUCCCAGCAACGUUUGUUGACAUGGCAACAGAGGUCAGAGGGUUCACUGACCCCCAGAAGGAGGAGUACUUCAGGAAGAGAUUCAGAGAUGAUGAAGAGAAGGCCAGCAGGAUCAUCUCCCACAUCCAGAAAUCAAAAAGUCUCCACAUCAUGUGUCACAUCCCAGUUUUCUGCUGGAUCACUGCUAAAGUUCUGGAGGAUGUGAUGAAGACCAGAGAGGGAGAAAAACUGCCAAAGACUCUGACUGAGAUGUACAUAGCAGAGGCUCUGGAGAGGCAGACCCAGCAGAUCGGAGCAUCGGCCUGCGGGGCCACAGCGGUGGUGGACGUCCUGAAGGCCCUCGGAGUGGAUGUUGCGCCGGAAGAAGCUGACCGCUGCGUCCAGACCCGCCUGAGGAGGAACGAGUCUCCGCUGCCAGACUACCUGCUGUCCCGCAGCGAAGCAGUGGCGGAGGGCCUUGGCCACGCGGGACGCAGCCGCUGCGCUUCGCCUUCGCGGGACAGCUGA